UUUCACUUCAAGCCAAAGCACGAUCUGUCAAUUAUCAUUCCGUCUCUUUCUUCUCGUUGUCCUUGACACUAAACUAACUAUUAUAUAAAUAAAACGACACCGUAAUUCCUUAUUAUAAGACUAACUACAACACUGCUGUCGACCCUUCUCUCGUCGGAUUGCCUCUCCUAUUCCUAAACUUCACUUUGCCGCAGCUUAAUUGCCUUGGUCCACAACUUCUUCUCCACUCAGUCACUCUUUCCUCCAAAUUUUAGUUAACUAUCUCACUCUUUUCAGGAAGAAAUUAAAGUUUUGGCUUGGAAUGAAAUGGAUUUUGAAUUAUAAGGUGGUUUUGUGAGAAUAUAAGAUUUGUGUUUGCGUCGUAUAUUUGUUAGGUUUUAAGAUGGAAGGAAAAAAUUAAAUUAAAAUUCAAUUCUUAAUUGGGUAUAGAAGUGGGUUUUUGAAUUAUAAAGCGGAACAACAGAAGCUUUAAAUUGACUUCACAAACCAAACCCGCAUUUCUUCUCCACUCAAUCAUUCUUUGCUGCGAAUACUAGCUUAGUAUUUCACCCUUAUCAGUUUUGAGAAUUUUCUUGCUUCUGAUCUGUAACCUUUUUCAGAUUCUGAGCUUAAGAUUUCUUGGAUAUUUGCUUAAAAUCUACUUUAGUUUUGGGUUUUAGCUUUUUGCUCUUGUUGCAGGCAGAAAUUAAGCUUUGACUUGUGUAGGGAAAUGGAUUUUGAAAUAUAGGUGGUUUUGUGAGAAUAUAGGAGUUGUGUUUGUCUGUGUGUAUUUGCCAGGUUUUAAGAUGGAAGGGAAAAAUUUUAAUUAAAAUUCAAAACUUAAUUGCGUAUAGAAAUGUGUUUUUGAAUUAUAAAGCUGGUUUCUGUUUGUUUUGUGUUGUUGUAAGGUUUUGUGAUGGAAGGAGGGUCAGAUUACAGCACAUUUCCUCAAGGUCCUAUUGAUAAAACAAAAGUAUUAGAAGUAAAACCUUUUCGUAGUUUGUAUCCUAUGUUACCUUCAAGUCCUGAAGGACCUGCUUUUGUUUGUGCACCCCCAUAUGGGCCUUUCCCUGCUGGGUUUUCGCCAUUUUACCCCUUUAUUGCCCCUCAAAAUGUGUCUCAUGCAAGCCAAAACAACCACUCUUACCAUACACAGACACCGCCUGCAUCAUUUGCGGCUCCCAUUCGGUCAUUUAGAUCACCAGAAAUUAAUCUUUCAGAUGGGUUUAAUGGGGAGAUGGGAUCUUCUGUUGGGAAAAAACGUGGCAAGGUUUAUAAUUUGCAGGAAUCUGGUUCUAGGCAAAGGAAGGCUAGAAAGAGUGAUGUCCUGGAUUUUGUGGCAUCUAGCAGUAAGGAUUUUGUUGUUGGGAUUAGUUCAUACGAGCGAGAUGAGGGUAAUAGGCAAGUUGUGACUAGUGUGUUGAUUAGAUAUGAUGCCCUUAGGAGAAGACUUAGUCAGAUGGAGGAUGCAAAAGAGUCUCCUACUGGGAUUAUAAGGCGUGCUGAUUUGAAAGCGGGUAAUAUAUUGUUGACAACUGGUGUACGAACCAAUACGAGGAAGAGGGUUGGAGCUGUUCCAGGAGUGGAAAUUGGUGAUAUUUUCUUCUUUCGGAUAGAGUUGUGUGUGAUUGGUUUGCAUUCACAGUCCAUGGCUGGGAUUGAUUUUAUGACCUCGAGGGGUGAUUUAGAGGAAGAACCUGUGGCAUUGAGCAUCGUAUCAUCUGGAGGGUAUGAUGAUGAUGCUGAGGAUAGUGAUAUUCUGGUAUAUACCGGGCAGGGUGGAAAUGCCAACAACAAGGACAAGCAAUCAUCUGAUCAGAAACUUGAAAGGGGUAAUCUUGCUUUAGAGAGGAGCUUGCGCCGGGGUAAUGAAGUAAGAGUUAUUCGGGGCAUGAAAGAUGGUGUUAGUCUCAACACAAAGGUUUAUGUCUAUGAUGGACUUUAUAGGAUUCAAGAAUCUUGGAAGGAGAAGGGGAAAUCAGGUUGCAACAUGUUUAAAUAUAAAUUGGUGAGAAUGCCUGGGCAGCCUGGUGCGUUUUCUGUUUGGAAAUUGAUUCAAAACUGGAAGGAUGGUUUGUCAUCAAGGGUCGGACUUAUUCUUCCAGACCUUACUUCUGGGGCCGAGAGCACACCUGUAUCACUUGUGAAUGAUAUUGAUGAUGAGAAAGGGCCUGCUUAUUUUACUUAUUUCCCUAGAGUAAAGUAUACAAAAUCCAGUAGAUUAACUCAGCCUUCUUCUGGAUGUAACUGUCGUAGUGCAUGCCUCCCAGGUAAUCCAAAUUGCUCAUGCAUGCAGAAAAACAGGGGUUAUUGUCCAUAUACUGCAAAUGGGGUCCUAGUAAGCCGGAAGCCUAUGAUAUAUGAAUGCGGUCCCUCCUGUCCAUGUACUCCUAAUUGCAAAAACAGAGUGUCACAAACAGGUCUUAGGGUUCAUUUGGAAGUGUUUAAAACAAAAGAUAAGGGCUGGGCUUUGCGUUCAUGGGAUCCUAUCCGAGCUGGUACUUUUAUUUGUGAAUAUGUAGGUGAAGUCAUAGACAAAGUUAAAUCAAGACAAGAUGGAGAGGAAGGGGAACAUGAUGAUUAUGUUUUUGAUACUACCCGCGUUUAUGACUCAUUCAAGUGGAAUUAUGAACCUGGUUUAAUAGAUGAAGAUGAUUCUAAUCAGUCUACUGAAGAAUAUGAUAUUCCAUUUCCCUUCAUAAUAAGUUCAAAGAAUGGUGGAAAUGUUGCCCGUUUUAUGAAUCACAGUUGCUCUCCAAAUGUGUUCUGGCAACCAGUUAUGUUUGAAGAAAACAAUGAAACCUCUCUCCAUAUUGCAUUUUUUGCAAUGAGACACAUUCCCCCCAUGACGGAGUUAACAUAUGAUUAUGGGAUUGCCCGAUCAGAUGAAGGUAAUAGUGAUACUCACCGGAAAAGGAAAUGCUUAUGUGGAUCACCAAAAUGCCAGGGUUAUUUUGGUUGAUGUUAAAUGUUUUUCAAUUUGUGGAGAGGAAUCCAUGGUUGCCAUGACCUAAAAGUUUCUUUUUCUUUCGGAUGUAGCUCUUGGUUCGAUGUACCAGAAACAGUGGCAGUUAUCGAGUGCAGUAUUACUGAUUAAACAGGCACACAUUUUGUAUUGCUGAUAGCUUAGCCAGGUAGGCCAUAUUCAGCUACCAUUAGAUCCUUUUGCUGAUGGGUGUGUAGCCAGUGAUUGUAACUUCAUAGGCUGCUUAGUGUCUGAGUUUUUGAUGCCUGUAAUGGUAUUUUGACAGCAGAUGGAAAAUUGCUGAAUGUUGUUAAUAUAUGGUAUAACAGUGUCUUCUUGUGAAUUGGAAUGAUUAUUCUGCCCUUAUGUUGAAA
Molecule: messenger RNA, 3318 nt
Organism: Mangifera indica (mango)
Lineage: Eukaryota; Viridiplantae; Streptophyta; Magnoliopsida; Sapindales; Anacardiaceae
Product: histone-lysine N-methyltransferase, H3 lysine-9 specific SUVH1-like
Exons: 3
Coding region: 896-2941 (681 amino acids)
Cellular component (GO): nucleus
Molecular function (GO): histone methyltransferase activity; protein binding; zinc ion binding
Source: RefSeq, a predicted model, not a curated record